Messenger RNA from Sungouiella intermedia, 1785 nucleotides. Lineage: Eukaryota; Fungi; Ascomycota; Pichiomycetes; Serinales; Metschnikowiaceae. The record is from the annotation of a GenBank genome assembly.
AUGUCUUUCUUGGGCGGCGCAGACUGUUCAGUAGGUGGCAACGCAGUGGCACAGCUUAACAAACACUCUCAGCAGGAUCGCUCCCUCCAGCGUCAGACAAAUCAGCCGGGCCAGAUCAUUAACCAAGGGUUCAAAAAUGACAAAAUGAUGAAUCAGCGAGACAUGGACCAGUUCAUGAACGGCAACUCGCAGACGCCGUUCUCGUUCCAGCCCAUGCGCCAUGAGCUCAACAGAAUUCAUCAAGGUCUGCCCCUGCAGCAAAACUGGCUGGCGGACUUCAAAUCCCAUUCUCAGACCCACUCGCCGGUUCCGCAGGCCGUGCCCAUGGCGCAGGCUCAAAAACUGCAGUGGGCAUCCGAGUUCCAGACACUGUCGCCGGUGCUGCAUGGCUCCGUACAGCAACAACAGCAGCCACAAUCUAGAAUGCAGAUGCCCAUGAUGGGUUACAGGCCCAUGAUGGGAAUGCUGAUGAACCAGAUGCCGAUGAAUUCCAUGAACACCGCUAGUGCUAACGUUCAGCAGCAGAAGAACACACAGGACUCCACUGUAGACUGGGAUAAUCGGUUCAAGGAAAUUGAGGAGCUCUCCACCGAAGCCAAGGAAGCCGAGUUGGAGGCCGAAGAAAUUAAGGAAUCUGAGCUCGACGAUAUCAUCGUCGACGACAAGUACCAGGCCACAUUCCAGGAAGUGUGGGACCUGUUGAACCUGGAUGCCAUCGAAAAUGACUUCAUCAGCCAGCAGUACGAGGAAUUCAAAAGCACCCAAGGUGAUCCGUUCCCUGCCAAUAUGCAACAGUGGGAGAAGGAUUUUGCCAAAUAUGCCUCUACGAGAGCUCAUUUCGGUGACUACAAGUUUGAGAACGAAGAGACAAACCAGUUCUUGGAUUUGCCUGCUGAUCAGGAUCCAUAUCAAAUUGGCUUACAAUUGAUGGAGAACGGUGCCAAGUUGUCCGAGGCUGCAUUGGCAUUCGAAGCCGCCAUUAACAAAAAUGCACAGCAUGUGGACGCCUGGCUCAAGUUGGGCGAAGUGCAGACGCAGAAUGAAAAAGAAAUUGCUGGAAUUACUGCUUUGGAGAAGUGCUUGGAGUUGAACCCAGAGAACUCUGAGGCUUUGAUGACCUUGGCCAUUUCCUAUAUUAACGAGGGCUAUGAUAAUGCUGCUUUCGCCACUUUGGAGCGCUGGAUCUCUACAAAGUACCCUCAGGUCGCCGAUAAGGCCAGACAAGAGAAUCCCGAGAUCACUGACGAAGAUCGUUUCACUCUACACAAGCGCGUGACUGAGUUGUUCAUCAAGGCCGCACAAUUGUCGCCCAGCCAUGCUAACAUGGAUCCCGACGUGCAAAUGGGACUUGGUGUGUUGUUCUACGCAAACGAGGACUUCGAUAAGACCAUUGACUGCUUCAAGGCAGCAUUGUCUAUCAAGCCUAACGAUCCUGUUUUGUGGAACCGUCUCGGAGCUUCGUUGGCUAAUCUGAACAGAUCUGAGGAGGCAGUUACUGCUUACUUCAAGGCAUUGGAACUUAAGCCUACUUUUGUACGUGCCCGUUACAACUUGGGAGUAUCUUGCAUCAACAUUGGGUGUUACAAAGAGGCUGCAGAGCAUUUGCUCAGUGGAUUGGCAAUGCACCAAGUCGAGGGUCAGGAAUCCACUUUGAACCACAACCAGUCGUCUUCUCUUAUGGAGACGUUGAAGAGAUCGUUUAUCGCCAUGGAUAGAAGAGAUUUGCUUGAGUUGGUUAAGCCAGGCAUGGACUUGGAACAAUUCCGCAGUGAGUUUACAUUCUAG